Frieseomelitta varia is the source of this 4968-nucleotide messenger RNA. RefSeq lists its product as uncharacterized. Gene Ontology annotation, biological process: non-motile cilium assembly. Gene Ontology annotation, cellular component: ciliary transition zone. The coding region runs from base 635 to 4843 and encodes 1402 amino acids. Lineage: Eukaryota; Metazoa; Arthropoda; Insecta; Hymenoptera; Apidae. The transcript is spliced from 20 exons. The record is from RefSeq and is a predicted model, not a curated record.
UAAAUACACAUACGUCGACAUACAUAUACCAGCCAAAUAAUUCAAUUAUCGUAUCUGCUUUUACAAAUGCUACAGCGCGGCUUUUCCUUUGAAGAAUAUUGAGAAUAAAAUCUAUAACAAAACAGAAACGAGGAUAUAAAGCGAAUGACUGAAAUUCGCUUUAAAGACAACCACUGUGUUCAACGAACCUUGACGAGCAUAACCUUCCAACAGCAUUCGUGUUCUGUUACACACAAUUCGAGGUAGAUGUAAUUUCGGUAAAAGCCGAUUUUAUCAAACAUUUUAUCAAGAUAUUUCUAUUUGCUAGAGUAAAAUACCUUGUCAAGGAGAUAUGAAUAUCUCUUUAUCGAAUGAUCACCGCCGGAUAUGUCUAUUUACCCGCCAAAAUUUGAACGCAUCUGAGAACAAGAAAUAAAAGACUUCAUAUUUGAAGUACAAGAUAAUGCGCAUUCGCAUUCGAAUCAUACGAACUUGUAGAGCAAUAUGGCUGUUUCAAUUUUUAAAUUCAAACAUUUGUAUAAUUUAACUUAUGCGAUCAUUGUACUUCAGAUAUUUAAAUAUUCGAAUUUAUAUUGGAUUAAUAACUCAUUUCGUCAUAGUUUUUAGAUGAUACACAUAGGGGAAUUUUGAAAUUAUGGCGGACGAUCCAAAUCGUGACAUUUUACCUGUGAGAGAAGGUUCUUGUGCAGAUUCCUGUCGUAGUAGUAUAGAUCCCAGGGAACGAUACAUUGUGCUUAAACUCGAUCGUUACGAAUUGGAAGAUAGGUAUUUACGAUUGCUCGAUGAAGCAAAUAAUUUAAAGAAAUUGACAAACUGUCAAGAGGAUAAGAUCAAACGGUUGACAACGAAACUGAUGAGAGUAACUGCCAAUUUAAGGCCUUGUACGGUUGCGUUAGACGUCUACGAAGACAAGAAUAGGAUAAUCGCUCUUGAACUUGAAAACUCCAAGCUGAAAGAUAAAAUCUCGGUGCUGAGAAAUCAACUACUGAGUCACACGAUAGCUGGUAGAUCAUCAUCGAGAAGUCGUAAUGCUCAAACAAGACCGUCAUCCGGCCGCAUAACAUGUCGAAGCGAAAACAGCCGCACCAAGAUACCAUGUUGUCAGUGUAUUGAGAAUGGUGACAAUGCGCGACGCAAUCUUGAUAAAAUCGAGGAAUUGGAAGCGCAGAACGAAGAAAUGUCUAAUCGGAUAAUUCAGUUGGAGAAAGAAUUGUCUACUCAUACAGUCGUAAACCAGAGGGAGAAAGUCGCGGAGAACGUCGAGUACAUAAAGGUCUGGCGACAAAUGAAGCAAGUGAACGAUAAAUUAAUAGCUACUGAGAACGAGAACGAGUCGUUGAAUGUGGAAAUCAACGAUCUAAAGAGGAAACUCGAGGAGCAGACGAAGAACAACGGAACAAUUACGACGGAGCUCUUAGCAGAAAGGAAACGAACAGAAGAGGUCGAGGAGCAGAUGUUAAAGGUGAAGGAUUCUCAACUCUCGCUGCGGGAAAAGGAUGAGCAGAUAAAGGACUUGGCAAAUGAGAUGAAGAUACUGCAACAACACAACAACGAACUCAUUGACCUCAGUUCCAAAUAUGGCGAAGUCGAGUUAGAGAACAAGGAGCUGAAGAAGAAAGUCACCGAGCAGCUUCGCGAUCAAGAAACUUUGAAACACGCUUUUAACAUCGAACAGUCUAAUAUCGUGGCGCUGCAAAUAUCAAAUGAACAGUUACUCGGGAAAAUCGAAGAACUGCAGAAGAACAUAGACUCUUUAACGGUACAGUUAACGUUUUUUCAGACACAAACGGAGAAACAGGAAAUGACAAAGAUUACACAAAUAUCGACAAAACAAGCCGACAUGAAGAUACCAAUCACAGUUGACAGACACGAAUCACACAAAGAUAUUCAAAUGGAUAAAUGUAGCAAAUAUUACGAAGCACUUGAAAAGAUUUUUGAACUGGAUAUCGCUAGGAAAGAAGAGAGAUGCAAAAUAUGUUGCAAAUCAGCUACAGACGUUAAAGAUACAACCCAAAUAUCUAUUAAAUUGAUGGAUAAAUCAGUGCAGACAGCACCUACCGUAGGUAUCAAAGAUCAGGAAAUUGUAACAUCUGUCAAAGAAAAAUCGAAAGUGGAAGAAUCGCAGAUUGCAACGGAAAGUACGGAGCCUAUAGAGAACUAUUUGACUCCAGAUAAAAUGUUGAAGCUUCUGGAACGAGCACAGAUAAGCACAUCUACGGACGCAACGAGAUAUAAUCAGAAACAUAUGGCUAUCGGUGUCGACUACAGUGGCGUAACGGAUCAGAAACAGAGCCACAGGCAAGUUGUCUCUCUUGAGAAACUGCUCUUCGGUGAUUGCUAUUGCUUUCACAUUAAAGUUUCUUCUUAUACCUUCGUAAUUAAAACUUUUAUAUUAGCGAUACGUUAUCUUCAGAUAUUAUCCUCCACGAUAUGUUACAGUGGUACAGAGACAUUUAUACAAGGAAUUCAUGAAAGCUCACCUUUUCAACUUGGUGCAACCCAGCAACAGAAAAAACAUAUUGCUUCUCAAUCGAUGGAUCCUAAUACAAUAUUAUCCACAUUGUUUGAUAUUCUUCAAGAGUAUUCUACGGCAUGUGCGACACUUCAUGAAGCCACCACCCUAUAUCGGCCAACUCCAUUCAUAAAACAUCAAUUCGUGAAAGACAUCAAUAAUAAUGAAAUGACAUUAAACCAAGUUGCAACUAGACCAAUUCGACCUGGUUGUAGCACUCGGAAAUAUUGCACAAGCCCUUAUGAUAAACAAGAAAAAUUAAAGAGAAAAUCAUGCCAUAGUAUGAAAAAACGGCUCAUCAAAAUCUCUGAUAACAACAAUUACACUUGUAACAAUUUAAUGAACUGCAAUACAGAUACACACUGUGAUCAAUGUUGCUAUAAUUCUGCGAAAUCACUUACAUGCUACUUUAAUAAUUCAGAAAAGCACGAAAAUUACGAAGCACGGUCAACAAUGAACAAAUAUGGCAUAACCAAUUCGAAGACAUCUUUCAAAAACCAUGUAAUCAGUUCUACAAGCCAGCCCUCUAAGCCAGCAAGAUCUUAUGGCAUAAUGAAGAUUUCUUGUCAGUUGCAGGACGACAAAUCCCGAGAAACGCAUGAGACUCCACAGAUCGAAAAUGAUCCGACUUCCAAUGCCAGUGAAUCAUUACAAGAGUAUAUCAAGCAUCUAGAUAAAUGCAGAGAAGUCGUGAGUGGAAUACCAGUGAAUGAAAUAGUGAAGCACAUGCAAAUUGCAGACUUAACUGGAUGUCAUCUUAUGCACAAAGAAUCUAAAUCCGAAACGAAAAAAGUAGAAUCUUUUUGCAGUGCCGAUUGUCCAAACGAUUGCGCCGAUACUUCGAUUUCUCCUUCUGAUUUGUUUCCAUUAGUGAUCGCAGAUGGUCAGGGUUUAAUGGAACUUCAUAUCGUGUCUUUGCAAAUUUCCACAUCCGCUAAACAAAUUCUUUUCCGAGAGAAGGACAUUAAUAACGUGCAAUUAUUCGUGAGUUGGAACAUUUGGAACCAAGAGACAGCCUACACGCCCGUGCUCAAAUAUCCCAAAUUGAACUACAAUUCGUCGUUCGUCUAUCGCAUUCCAGAUCUAUUUUCCUUCUUCAGUAAUAUUCUCCUCGAGUUCGUGACUUUCCAAGUAAACGUGUUUCGCAACAAGAGUGAUAACUAUGCAGUAGCCAAAGGGAAACUUUGCAUUAAGGAUAUAUUGGACUAUCCGCAAAAUAAACUUCAUUAUAUCACUCCCGUGAAUAGUAUAAUCCCUUGCUCGGUUGGGAUAAAUUUUGGUCAAUUGUCUUUAUGGGUCAGACUAAGCUGUGAUAUCGAGCAAGUAGAUGCAUUCAAGAGAAAACGGGGAAUAAUAUUCUAUAACGUUUCUUAUGCAAUUGAUCGCAUAUUAUAUUUAGGUGAAAAUUCUGUUGACAUCGAUUUGACUGUAACUCAAACUGACGAGACUCCUUUGACCGUGAUAAAAAAGAGCGAAGAGGAGCCUGAAACUUCAUUUUUGCCUUCGAAGCAAUCUGAAGAGGAACAUCUUCGCACAAUUAAAUGGGAUGACGCUCCUGAUAUCAUAGAAUAUAAGGUCCAUGAAAGAGAGAAAAAGCCAAUAGAGGAUUCGGAGAGAGACAGAGAAUCUGAAAUAGAAACACCAAGUAUGAUCGCAUUUAAAGACUUCUUGUCAAACAAUGAUCAAGCAAAAUCGGUCGAGUCGAUAGAUGAAGUAACCAAUGUGAUCUCGGAUAAAAAAUGGCGGGAAUACAAGGAGCGAAACAUCGAUGCAAACGAUGCAUCGUAUGAUUCUAAAGUCUCUGCGAACAACCAAUUGCUCGAGAAGGACACGAUAAUUAUAGAGAUCUUGAAUUUGAUUUUAUUCCCGAAAAGCUCGGUGAUGCAGACUCCAGAAUAUCAGUUAUUUUACAUUGAAUAUUGUUUCCUGGGUUAUUGCGGAGCUGACAUGGAAACAAUUUCAGUGAGGAAACCACGACCACCAAACCAGAAGUUAAUAUACAAUUUUAGAAGAAAGUUUCAAGUAAAUGAAGAAAAGUAUCCGUUGCAAAAUAAUAUCCUACGCGCGAUGCUAGAUGGUCUUGCUAAUCCUAACAUAAAGUUUAUUCUCGUCUGUGAACCGCUUCCUGAGGAGACUGAUAUUAAAGAAUGUUUGGAAAUCGGGUACGCUAAUUUUAAUAUAAGGGACUAUGCAUUAGAGGAUAGUGAACAGAUAAUGUCACUCCCGGUAUAUAAUAUAAGCAAAAAGGAACAGAUUGGUCUGUUGAAGGUCAGCGUAUUAGGUCUCGAUACGAUACGUACCCGACUUCGGAGACGCUAUUCGUCUAUAUAAAAAUAUUCGUUGUUAUGUCAUCUAUAUAUUUUCCAUGUGUAAAAUGUGUAAAAAUGUGAUUACUGUAAAAUGAAGAACUUUGACUAGGAAACUUGCAAAUGUAUAACAUCCUGAUUAAAAAUUAC